UGAAUACAUGGCAAAGAACACAAAGUUUCUUCAGACAGUUCUAAUAUUACUGCUUCACGAUUACAUAUCAGCUGAUGAUGGUGAUAUAAGAUCAAGUUGUCGAACUGCCCCAUCGGAUUUGGUUUUCAUCUUGGAUGGUUCCUACAGUGUUGGACCGGAAAACUUUGAAAUUGUUAAAAGAUGGCUGGUUAAUAUUACAUGCAAUUUUGAUAUAGGGCCAAAGUUUACUCAGGUUGGAGUAGUUCAGUACAGUGAUUACCCUGUCCUUGAGAUUCCUCUUGGAACACAUGACUCCAAUGAAAACUUAGUCAGAGAAAUGGAAUCCAUACAGUACUUGGGUGGAAAUACAAGAACGGGGAGGGCAAUUCAAUUUGCCAUUGACCACCUAUUCGCUAAAUCUCCCAGAUUCCUUACAAAAAUAGCAGUUGUUCUCACUGAUGGUAAGUCACAGGAUGAAGUCAAAGAUAUAGCAGCUGAAGCAAGAAAAAACAAAAUCACCUUGUUUGCCAUUGGAGUUGGUUCAGAAACUGAAGAGGAUGAAUUGAGAGCAAUUGCCAACAAGCCCUCUUCAACAUAUGUGUUCUACGUUGAAGAUUAUAUUGCAAUAUCCAGAAUAAGAGAAGUAAUAAAGCAAAAACUCUGUGAAGAAUCGGUUUGUCCAACAAGAAUUCCUGUUGCAUCUCGGGACGAAAAAGGAUUUGAUAUUCUCCUAGGCUUAGGUGUGAAGAGAAAGGUGAAAAAGAGAAUUCAGAUCCCAUCUACUAAUGCAAAAGCAUAUGAAGUAACUGCAAGUGUUGACUUGUCAGAAUUAACAAGGGAUGUGUUUCCAGAAGGCCUUCCUCCGUCGUAUGUGUUUGUCUCUACUCAGAGGUUUAAAGUCAGAAAAACAUGGGACUUGUGGAGGAUAUUAAGCUUGGAUGGAAGGCCACAGAUAGCUGUCACUGUGAAUGGAGAAGACAGAACACUGUCCUUUACUACAACAAGCAAAGUAAAUGGUUCUCAAGUUGUUACUUUCACUGCACCCCGUGUGAAGACUUUGUUUGAUGGAGGUUGGCAUCAAAUACGCCUCUUAUUAACGGAAGCAGAUGUAACACUGUAUAUAGACGAUCAAGAAACUGAAAUGAAGGCAUUGCAUCCUGUUUUAGGAAUUUAUAUCAGUGGACUAACUCAAAUAGGAAAAUAUUCUGGGAAAGAGGAGACCGUUCAAUUUGAUGUUCAAAAGCUGAGGAUCUACUGUGACCCAGAGCAAAACAAUCGAGAAACAGCCUGUGAGAUACCUGGCAUUAAUGGAGAGUGCUUGAAUGGUCCUAGUGAUGUAGGAUCUACACCAAUUCCGUGUAUAUGCCCUCCAGGAAAACAAGGACCCCCAGGUCCAAAGGGAGGCCCUGGGCAACCUGGGAAUCAUGGCUUUCCUGGAGAACCUGGUCCAGAUGGUAAGCCUGGUUAUCAAGGAGUACCAGGAACUCCAGGUAUUCCAGGAUCCCCAGGGAUUCAGGGGCCACGCGGUCUUCCAGGCUUGAAGGGUGAACCUGGGGCAGAUGGGGAAAAGGGUGAACGUGGACUUCCAGGUUUCCCGGGACUGCAUGGGAUGCCGGCAUCUAAGGGUGACAGAGGACCUAAAGGAGAUCAAGGCCUACCAGGAAUUUAUGGGAAAAAGGGUGCAAAAGGAGAAAAGGGUGAAGCAGGAUUUCCAGGAAUGCCUGGGCGGGCUGGGGAAUCUGGGAGAAGCGGAAAGGAUGGUGUACCUGGGAACCCAGGUUUUAAGGGAGAAGUUGGACAGCCAGGUUCUGCUGGGCCAGAAGGAAGACGGGGAGAUCCUGGAAUUCCUGGGAUCCCUGGAGCUCAAGGUGUAAAAGGAGAAAAGGGUGAAGUUGGACCUCCAGGACAACAAGGAACAAAGGGAUCUCCAGGAACACCAGGUGUGGCUGGAAUUGAAGGAUCAUCGGGUUUACCUGGAGCACCUGGGCCUAAGGGCAGCAAGGGUGUGCCAGGACUACAAGGGAAACCAGGGACACCAGGCAGCAAGGGAGAACAAGGAAGACCAGGUACGGCAGGUGAACCAGGAUACCCCGGUAUACCUGGCACUCAGGGUUUGAAGGGAGAGAAAGGAAACUUUGGAGAGAAAGGCAUCCAGGGUCAGAAGGGGGAAGGGGGCAGACCAGGGAUUUCAGGCCAGAAGGGAUCCACGGGGUUAAACGGACACGAAGGGCAGAAAGGCAAGAAAGGAGACCCUGGCAUUAGUGGCUUCAAUGGACAAAAGGGAGAACCUGGAGUGAAUGGUCUGAUUGGUUUACCAGGACCAAGAGGAAUGCAUGGUGAGAGGGGCUCUCCUGGGGCUUCUGGAUUAGAUGGAAAACCGGGAAGAGGAUUUUCAGAAGAAUUUAUUCGGCAAGUUUGUGCAGAUGUGCUGAGAACUCAGUUGCCUAGUAUACUUCGGAAUGGAAGACUGCAACAGUGUGAUCAUUGCCAGUCUCACAACCCUUCCUCAGGACCUCCUGGCCCGCCAGGACCAAUUGGCCCACAAGGUCCUCGAGGCUUUCCUGGUUUACAAGGAAAUGAUGGCAUUCCAGGUCUUACAGGGGCCCCUGGACGUCCUGGAAGUCGUGGACCAAGAGGAUUACCUGGGAAAAAUGGAGCUAAAGGAAGCCCAGGAAUAGGGCUUCCUGGGAUAGAAGGCCCUCCAGGACCUCCGGGUCCUGAAGGCCCUCCUGGGAUAAGCAAAGAAGGCCGUCCUGGAGAACCCGGAGGACCUGGUAAAGAUGGAGAUCGUGGAAGUCCUGGAAUUCCUGGACAAACUGGACCCCCUGGAAUUUGUGAUCCAUCUUUAUGCUUUAGUGUAGUUGUAGGAAGAGAUCCAUUUAGAAAAGGGCCAAACUAUUAAUCUGGGAAAUAUUAGUUGGCGAACUAGGCCUGGUGCUUGCCUUUUAUGCUCACUCUUGUCUCAGGAAGAUUAGUAGCAAUAAUCCCCUGCCCCAGGAACAAGGUACCUCUAGUUUGGA
This is a messenger RNA of Euleptes europaea (tarantolino), 2999 nucleotides long. RefSeq names its product collagen type XXI alpha 1 chain (gene COL21A1). The transcript is spliced from 29 exons. NCBI's taxonomy places the organism in Eukaryota, Metazoa, Chordata, Lepidosauria, Squamata, Sphaerodactylidae. Bases 8 to 2881 code for a protein of 957 amino acids. The record is from RefSeq and is a predicted model, not a curated record.